This is a messenger RNA of Corticium candelabrum, 3087 nucleotides long. RefSeq lists its product as uncharacterized. Bases 1 to 3087 code for a protein of 1028 amino acids. Gene Ontology annotation, biological process: DNA integration; proteolysis. The record is from RefSeq and is a predicted model, not a curated record. NCBI's taxonomy places the organism in Eukaryota, Metazoa, Porifera, Homoscleromorpha, Homosclerophorida, Plakinidae. The transcript has 4 exons. Gene Ontology annotation, molecular function: aspartic-type endopeptidase activity; nucleic acid binding; zinc ion binding.
AUGGCGGCUCGACACGGGAAACUCUGCGAGUUCAACGCGGGCGUAGAUAAUGUCGAAGACUACAAAGAACGAUUCUUGCUCUAUUGCACGGCAAAUGAAAUCACAGACGACGACAAGAAGAUAGCUGUUCUUCUGACGUCGAUGGGCACAACGACGUACACGUUACUAAAGAAUUUGGUACGACCGGCGGCUCCUCAAAACAAAUCUUUGGAUACGCUCUUCAAGCUAUUGCAGGACCACUAUGAACCGAGAAUUAUCGUCAUCGCAGAGCGUUUUCGCUUUUAUAAGAGAAUGCAGCGGGAAGGCGAGAAUAUUGCUGUUUACAAUAUACAGCAGAAGAUUUUAGCUGAGGCAGAGCUAACGCUGGAAAAGGCUCUGGGGAUUGCACAAGCUGCAGAGACAGCCAGCGCGGAGACACGACACCUCCGUGGGGAGUCGACAGGACACGCAGCUAGCGGACAUUCCAGGACAUUGGAGACGACAUUUGCUGUCAAGAGAGCGACCACAAACAGCCGCAGCCAAUCGGGAUCGUUGCGUACUUUGGAUAAGGCAUGUUAUCGUUGCAGUAAUCAUGGUCAUGACCCAACCAAGUGUAGAUUCAAAAACUACACGUGUCUGUUCUGCAAGACGAAGGGCCAUAUCGCUAAAGCAUGUCGGAAGAAGCAACGAGAUAACGCGAAGGAUAGCACGGAGGGCAAUUGGCGUACAAAAAGGAAACCGAAGACUCAGUCUACAUAUCAAGUAGAUGCAGAAGAUGUAAGCCUCAUUUGUUCUUUGUCUGGUAGGGGCGGGGUCAAGGUGACAAUAGAGGUGGCAGGCAGGAAUGUGGAGAUGGAAGUGGACACUGGAGCUUCCGUGAGUGUUGUACCAACCCAGAUGUAUAAUGAAGUCCUAUCCCAUGUACAGCUGAAAAAGAGCACUGCCCAACUUCAGUCAUAUAGUGGUGAACGAUUGAAGGUGAAAGGAGAAGCUGUUGUACCAAUCAAGUAUGGAAAGCAACAAUCCAUGGAGCGGUUGAUUGUAGUAGAUGUGAGUGAUAAGCCAGCAGUCUUGGGACGAGAUUGGCUGUCAAACCUCAAGCUUGAUUGGGCUUCUCUGUUCAAAGUUGAUAGUGGAGUUUUUGAUGUACCUGAGAAGUAUCCUCAGUUGUUUGCAGAGGGAGUAGGUACUUUGGAAGGCUAUCAAGCCAAGAUAACUUUGUCUGCAGAUGCCAAGCCACAGUUCCAUAGGCCACGCCCAGUGCCUCAUGCCUUGCAACAGAAGGUAGAGGAGGAGCUUAAUCGACUUCAGGAAGAGGGCAUUAUACAGCCAGUGGAAAACAGUGAGUGGGCAGCACCUAUUGUCAUUGUGAGAAAGGCUGAUAAUUCUAUCAGAAUUUGUGGCGAUUACAAGGUAACAAUUAACCCCUACCUGGAGAUGGACAAUUAUCCAAUGCCGAAUGCACAGAACUUGUUUGCAUCGUUAGCAGGAGGACGGUCCUUUACACGUCUAGAUAUGAAACAAGCUUACAUGCAGAUGCGAGUGGAUGCGAGCAGCCAAAGAAUUUGGCAGCGAGCAAUGGACAACGUUCUUACGGGAAUGCCAGGAGUGUCCUGUUAUUUAGACGACAUUCUGAUUGUGGGCCAAUCCGAAGAACAACAUGACGGACGUCUUCAUCAAGUCUUGAAAAGACUGAGUCAAGAGGGACUUCGUCUGAAAAGGGAAAAGUGUGAGUUCAAGAAAACUAGAGUUGAGUACCUUGGUUAUGUUGUGGAUGAGCAUGGACUUAGACCGGCUGAGAAAAAGCUGGCAGCAAUACGACAAGCUCCAGAGCCAAGUAACACAACCGAGCUAAGGGCAUUCUUAGUCCUAUUGAAUUAUUAUGGAAGGUUCUUGCCUAACCUCUCAACCAUGCUACAACCACUGUAUAGUCUGCUACAGAAGAACACAUUGUGGGAAUGGGGUGCAAAACAAGCAAAGGCUUUCCAGCAAGCCAAACAGAAUUUGUUGGAAUCGGAUUUCUUGACGCAUUAUGACUUGGAGAAACCGGUACGUCUUGCUUGCGACGCUUCACUGUAUGGAGUGGGAGCCUGUCUCACACAUGUAAUGUCAGACGGUCGUGAGCAACCAAUCGCUUUUGCUUCACGAACCUUGACCACGGCAGAAAGAGGAUAUGCUCAAUUGGAACGAGAAGCGUUAGCACUCAUCUUUGGAGUGCGACAAUUCCAUAAGUAUUUGGUGGGAAGGUCAUUCACACUUGUAACUGACCAUCGACCACUGUUGAAGAUAUUGGGUCCGAAAGAGGGAGUACCUACUCUAGCAACGGCUCGACUACAGCGUUGGUCACUAAUUCUAAGUGCUUAUCAAUACAACCUGGAAUGCACAUCAGGAGUGAGCAACAAAGAAGCUGAUCUACUUUCGAGACUACCCAUUCCAGUCAACGUAGUGGAUCCCAAUGAGCAAAUCUAUGCUAGUGAUCAUUGUGAGCAGUUACCUGUUACAGCGCAAGAUAUUGCUAAGGAACUGCAGCGAGACUCCAUACUACGACAAUUUUACGAGUACAAUUUGCGUGGAUGGAAGCCUAAUCUUCAAAGCACAGUGUUACAAGAGAUUCACGAAGGUCAUAUUGGCCUCUGUCGAAUGAAAUCUCUGACACGGAGUUUCGUGUGGUGGCCAAGACUAGACCAAGAUCUAGAGGAGGUAGUGAAGACUUGCACAGCAUGUCAGAGUAUACGGAAUAAGCCGGCUCAUGUGAUGUCACAUCCAUGGAUCUACCCAGAUGCACCCUGGACUCGCCUUCAUGUGGAUUUUGCAGAGUUCAAGGGAAAGCAAUACCUUGUGGUAAUUGAUGCAUUUAUCAAGUGGCCGGAAGUCCAUGAGCUUGGAAUACAUGCCACUACGACUCAGACAGUGGAAGCAUUGAGGAGGUCAUUCAGCUGCCAUGGAAUCCCUCAAAGGCUAGUUUCAGAUAGCGGGCCUCAAUUUGUGGCAAGAGAGUUUCAGGACUUUGUGAGAGCGAACGGGAUUAGACAUCAAAGGACACCUCCGUAUCACCCUGCUUCAAAUGGGCAGGCAGAACGUUCGUGCAGGAGCUCAAGAAGUCUCUGA